AUGCCUAGUCGUGCAGUUCUUCGGAAAAAAAACCGACGUGAGUCGAAGCGGCGUCGGCUCGAGGUUGAGGGGGCGGCUGUUGCCUUUUCGUUGCCCAGGAGUGAAGUAUUGCAGGCCCAUGCGCCUCAGCAGGUGGAAGACACGGGAGUAAUGGAGAAGAGAGCAGCGGCGGUGAACAGGAAACGUCCCCGCGAAACUGCGGUUGUAGUGGCGCCUGCAGAGGCGGUGGAGUCCACGGAGGGGAUGACCCGCAAGGAGCGGAAACGGUUUGAGUCAAAACAGCGCUUCGAACGGCAGCUCGCUAGGGUCAACGCGGCUGUGGCGAAGGAGGAGGGCACCACCUCAACUACGGCUGCCGCGACGGCGCAGGUUGUCGGAGCGGAGGCCAAUAGUUUGUCCCCUACGCAGGGCGAAAAGCUACGACACGAUCCAAAGUUUAAAAAUGGCACCUUUUGGCGUACGCGAAAAGAGCGACGGGGAAGGACGGUCUUUCUUGGCAACAUGCCUGCAAGGUUUACUGCACAGGAUGUCACUGACUUUGUGAGCUCCAUUCUUGACGCGUAUUAUGUGCGGAGCGAGGAAGGCGUGAAUGGGACGAAAACGGAAGGUGAUGAGGGCAGUGGAGGCGUUGACCUUGUGGAUUCGGUGGAUUUUCUUCCAACUAAGCCGCGGGCGAAGCACCGCCACAUGUUCGUUACGCUCCAGUCGAAGGAGGUUGCGGACCGUGUUGUUAGGCUUCUGGAUGCGUACACGUUGGAGGGUGCAGCCGUGCGAUGUAACUUUGCCUCUGACAAGACGCAGCGAGGCGAAGCCAUCCGUUGCCGAACGGCUGCCUCUCUUCAUUCUUAA
Trypanosoma rangeli is the source of this 849-nucleotide messenger RNA. Its product is annotated as RNA-binding protein. The record is from RefSeq and is a predicted model, not a curated record. The transcript has a single exon. Lineage: Eukaryota; Euglenozoa; Kinetoplastea; Trypanosomatida; Trypanosomatidae. Gene Ontology annotation, molecular function: nucleic acid binding. The coding region runs from base 1 to 849 and encodes 282 amino acids.